Molecule: messenger RNA, 1278 nt
Organism: Aspergillus tanneri
Lineage: Eukaryota; Fungi; Ascomycota; Eurotiomycetes; Eurotiales; Aspergillaceae
Exons: 1
Coding region: 1-1278 (425 amino acids)
Molecular function (GO): pyridoxal phosphate binding; catalytic activity; molybdenum ion binding
Source: RefSeq, a predicted model, not a curated record
AUGCUAGAUACUCGCACCAAUCCCUUUCUCUUUUUCACCAACGUCGUCUUAGACCAGGCCUUAUAUUGGAUCUGUUUUCUCCCCGUUAUUGUUUUUCUUCUCCAUCAGUUGCACUGUCGCACUCCAACAGUCCCAAAAGGAUGUCGCAGGCUAGGUCUUCCCUUGCACCAAAGCAACCUCAAGGAUGAGUACAAGCAUAAAUACAGUCAAAAGACUCCCAAUAUUUACACAGAUGAAAACGGGCAUUACCCAUAUCGGAUAAAAGCUUUGUUCACGUAUCCUAUAAAAAGUUGCUCCGCCAUUGAGCUAGACACUGCCGACGUGGUCCCGGCCGGAUUCAUGUAUGACCGACAAUUCUGUUUCGCAGAGUACAUCACCCCCAAAUCCAGCAAAACCUUAGGUGGAAAAAGUCAACCGCAGUGGACACUGAGGACCCUCCGCGAUGGCGAGUUUAGCAGAAUGGUGCUUAUCCGGCCUGAGAUCUGGAUUCCCGACCCGACAUCCAGAGAAUACAGAUCAGAUCUGGACGAGGUCAAGUCGGAAGGUGUGAUGAUUAUUUUCUACCCUCGCAUUAUAACUGACUCGGUUUUCGCUUCCUAUUUUGCCAAGUUAGGCAUCAGACUAGGAUUGCUGUCCAGAGAGUUAUCGUUCCGGGUCCCUCUCACUCCCUCAUCAGACUCUAUAUCCAGCUAUCCUCUAACACCAGUCAAGAUCUUUUCAGCUUGCCCCAUGGCUUACGACUAUGGCCAGCAUAUUCCGCAAGCACUACGAGGAUUUCUCUGUGCUAGUAAUUCGGCCCGUGGCCCUAUAACAUUAUUUCGAGAAUGCCCAUCUUACCGUCGGGAAGUUUUCCGCUGUGCACCACGCAAAGAGAAACUUGGAUUCCAGCCUGUAACACGCUUUGCAGAUGUUUACCCCAUUAAUCUCAUGAACCUAGCCAGUGUACAUGACGUCGCUUCACGAUGUGUAGCGUCCAUCUCGCGUCUUAGCAUUCGUCGCUUCCGAGCCAAUAUCAUAAUUCAAGGACCAUCCGCGUUUGUUGAAGAUAGCUGGAAACGGAUCCGCAUUCAACCACAGCAUGGCAACGAUUGUGAUGGCAUUGAAAUCUACACCGUUUCUCGAACUAUGAGAUGCAAACUCCCCAAUGUGGAUCCGGACACGGGUAUUCGACAUCCUACUGAGCCUGACCGGACGUUAAGGUCGUACCGGAGAAUUGAUCAGGGAGACCCAACGAACGCAUGUUUAGGAAUGCAGCUUGUUCCUACUGUCAGAGGUUAG